Chanos chanos (milkfish) is the source of this 1224-nucleotide messenger RNA. RefSeq names its product rhomboid, veinlet-like 3 (Drosophila) (gene rhbdl3). The transcript has 9 exons. Lineage: Eukaryota; Metazoa; Chordata; Actinopteri; Gonorynchiformes; Chanidae. The record is from RefSeq and is a predicted model, not a curated record. The coding region runs from base 1 to 1224 and encodes 407 amino acids. Gene Ontology annotation, molecular function: calcium ion binding; serine-type endopeptidase activity. Gene Ontology annotation, cellular component: membrane.
AUGCCGAAGGGCGCGCGGGACAUGCAGGUUAACGCGUCUCCGGCAGUUGCAGCGAACGCAGAGGGAGAUGAGAUCGAGGUGUUGGAAAGCACAGAUGUCCUUCCAGCGGCUCCGGAGGACCAAUGGAAAUCUCUUUUUGACAAGUAUGACCCAGAGAACUCUGGAUUCAUCAGCACAGAGCGAUUUCGGGAUCUCCUGGCAACCCAUGGCUCAGAGCUGGACCCUCAUAAACUCGAGGUGUUACUGGCCCUGGCAGAUGGCAAUGCUGAUGGCAAGAUCUGCUACCAAGACUUUGUCAACUUGAUGAGCACCAAGCGUUCCAACAGUUUCAGGCGAGCUAUCCUUCAGGGGGGUCGUCAGCUGAAAGGUAAAGCCCUGAGGGAUGAGGUGGGUUUAGGGCUGUCCCAAAGACUGGUGAGACACGUGGCAUACGAGACCCUGCCCAGAGAGGUCGACCGCAAGUGGUACUUUGACAGCUACACCUACUGCCCUCCUCCCUGGCUUAUUCUGGCCAUCACCAUCGCUGAGGUGGCUGUCUUCAUGUACUACGGCUUGCAGCUGGACCGUUGGGUGCUGCAGGUAUCUUCUCCGUCCUUUCUGAGGAGUCCUCUUCCCUACCACCCUCUGCUCCGUGCCCAAGCCUGGCGUUACCUCAGCUAUGUCUUCAUGCACGCGGGAAUAGAGCACCUGGGGCUGAACAUGGCUAUGCAGUUGUUGGUGGGAGUGCCUUUGGAGAUGGUCCACGGAGCAGUGCGCAUUGGUCUGGUCUAUGUGUGUGGAGUGCUUGCAGGCUCACUGGCUGUCUCUGUAGCUGAUAUGACUGCUCCAGUCGUGGGCUCUUCUGGAGGAGUCUACGCCCUGGUCUCUGCUCACCUGGCCAAUGUUGUCAUGAACUGGUCGGGGAUGAAGUGCCAGUUUAAGCUCUUUCGGAUGGCCAUGGCUCUUGUUUGCAUGAGUGUGGAGUUUGGCAGAGCUGUCUGGCUGCGUUUCUAUCCCCCUGCCUUCCCCCCCUGUCCAAAUCCCAGCUUCGUUGCUCAUCUUGGGGGAGUAGCAGUGGGCCUCACCUUGGGUGUGGUUGUCCUCCAUAACUAUGAGCAGCGACUACAGGAGCAGUCCCUCUUUUGGAUCUUCUUAAGCGUCUACACCCUUUUUGUCUUCUGCGGAGUGUUCUGGAACAUUUUCGCCUACAGCCUGCUGGAUGUCAAGCUACCUCCUGCUCCUUAA